UUCUCUCGUCUCUAGCACGUCUCCGCCUCCUCUGUCACUCCAUGCGAUUCCUCCUCUGUCGUCGGUGUCAUUUCGGAUCGAUGCGCAAGCAACUCGGCAUCAGGUCAGGGCUCGUUGUGGACAUGCACUAUGAGGCCCGCAUCCAGGCCAUCAUCACCUACCACGGCUCCGUCCUUGGGGAGAAGAUGACCAAACCUCAAGCCCGAACCAUGUCGUUGACCAGGGAGCAGUACCUGCAGGUGAUUCCACAUUGGUGCGCCGCACAUCCUCUGUGCUGGGAGCAUAUGGUGGAUAGGUGGUGUUCGGCUGAGUGGGACGAGGCGCACACAGCUAGCCGGGAACGGCGUUUGAUGAUGCAAGGCCCCUCCCACCACCAAGGCAGCCAGAGCCUGGGCCAAUAUGCCGAAGCAUGGUCGGCGUCACAUGGUGGCAGGCCUUGCUCCACCUUCUCGGCCUAUGCUAUGGCCCAUAAGGGUAAGGCGACGUCCGACGUCACCUAUAACCCGGAUGACGGGCCCGAGGCCUACACCAACCCCGCCGUCUACAGCCGCCUCCAUGACUACACCGCCAUGGCGCAGGAGGUCCAUGGCCCAGACUAUGAUCCGAGCACCGAGCCGAUCGACCCCGAUGUGCUCAUGAGGGUCGGAGGAGGCAAGAGACAUGGGCGGUACUGGAUUGCCGACGGGGCAAUCGACUCAUCCUCCACUCCCACUCUGUCUCAGGUGAGAGCAUGGAGCACGGGCUCGAGUCCAGCCAUUCGACCUCGGCACGACAGCUCACAGCAUCGCAUACAGCAACUCGAGACCCAACUAGAAGAAGAGAGGAGGGAACGUCACGAGAUGGAGGCGAGGAUGAUGGCGGAGCGGGAGGCAGAGCGCCAGGCAGAUCAUCAGAGGAUGGCGGAGAUGUUCCAGUACAUGCAGAGCCUUGGCGCCGCACAGGGCAUCGCUCCACCACCUCCAUUGUUCCCUCCAGUUGACCCUGCUCUCUUCCACACUCCUGGCCAAUCUGGAGCGGCAUCCAACAACCCGCCUUCGGAAGGGUUCAGCCCAACGCAGCCCCGGUCAAACCGCCCACCUCCAUGAGUGUUGUGUUUUCAUUGUUUUAUACUUCAGAACUUAUGUAUAACACUUAUGUCUGUGUUUGAGACUUAUGUGAGACCUUGCGACGUUUGAUACUUAUGUUUGAGUUUGAUACUUGUGUUGAACACUUAUGUUUGUGAUGGAUAUUUAUGUUUGUGAUGACGGUUUUAUGUU
Molecule: messenger RNA, 1256 nt
Organism: Zea mays
Lineage: Eukaryota; Viridiplantae; Streptophyta; Magnoliopsida; Poales; Poaceae
Exons: 6
Coding region: 42-1085 (347 amino acids)
Biological process (GO): transposition
Source: RefSeq, a predicted model, not a curated record